This is a messenger RNA of Vespula vulgaris, 1551 nucleotides long. RefSeq names its product phosphate carrier protein, mitochondrial (gene Mpcp1). Gene Ontology annotation, biological process: mitochondrial phosphate ion transmembrane transport. Lineage: Eukaryota; Metazoa; Arthropoda; Insecta; Hymenoptera; Vespidae. The record is from RefSeq and is a predicted model, not a curated record. The transcript is spliced from 6 exons. Gene Ontology annotation, cellular component: mitochondrial inner membrane. Bases 146 to 1210 code for a protein of 354 amino acids. Gene Ontology annotation, molecular function: phosphate transmembrane transporter activity.
AUUUACUUAGUCUACCUUCUAUAUCGAUGAUUUUAUCACGGCCCUGUCAGUAGUAAGAACUCCUUUCCUUUUUCACUCUCUUUCAACUAACCGGAGACGAGAGUUGUGCCUUUGGAGGUGAAGUGUCAAAUUCGAGGAACAGAAGAUGUGGUCGUCAUUAUGGGAAACAGCAAAGCUAACACCAUUCUCAACACCUUUUACGACGGUUAGAUGUCAGGGUCAUGAUGAGAGUAUGCAAUCGCUCGUUAAAAAUCGUAACAUCGCGGCUGCCUCUACGGAUACAGGUGACAGUUGCGAAUUUGGUUCCAACAAAUAUUUCAUGCUAUGUGGACUUGGAGGAAUUUUGUCUUGUGGAAUAACUCAUACCAUGGUUACUCCAUUGGAUUUAGUAAAAUGCCGUAUUCAAGUAAACCCUGCAAAAUAUAAAUCAGUUUUCAACGGUUUUCGAGUAACCUUAGCCGAAGAUGGAACUAGAGGUUUGGCAAGAGGUUGGGCACCCACAUUUUUCGGAUAUUCUAUUCAAGGAAUGUUCAAAUUUGGUCUUUAUGAAGUCUUUAAAGUUUAUUAUUCUGCUCUUGCUGGCGAAGAGUGGUCUUACGAAUACAGAACUACUUUAUAUCUCAUUUCUUCGGCAUCUGCAGAAUUCUUUGCAGACAUUGGUUUAGCUCCACUCGAAGCCGCUAAGGUCAGAAUUCAAACUAUGCCUGGUUUUGCAAAUACCUUACGAGAGGCAUUCCCAAAGAUGUAUGCGGAUGAAGGUUUUGGUGGUUUUUAUAAAGGUCUGGUACCUUUGUGGUUGCGUCAAAUUCCAUAUACCAUGAUGAAAUUCUCAUGCUUUGAACGUACCCUUGAAUUGUUGUACAAGUAUGUAGUACCUAAACCAAGGUUAGAAUGUACUAAGGGUGAACAGUUGAUCGUUACAUUUGCUGCGGGUUAUAUCGCUGGUGUAUUUUGUGCAGUUGUUUCUCAUCCUGCUGAUUCUGUUGUUUCCAAGUUAAAUCAAGAAAAAGGAGCUACAGCUGGUGAUGUAUUGAAAAAACUUGGUUUUGCUGGUGUGUGGAAAGGACUGGGACCUAGGAUUAUUAUGAUUGGUACUCUUACAGCAGCACAAUGGUUCAUUUAUGAUGCAGUAAAAGUUUGGCUACGUAUGCCACGUCCACCACCACCAGAAAUGCCAGAAUCUCUCAAAAAGAAGUAUGGUGUUGCUUAAACACUAUACGCGGUUAACUUUUUAAUUGGAUCAUUAACAGAUCACAGUUAGAAGAUAAACCAUAGGCAAAUUCAAUUAAUUUCAUACAUUACAUUGUUGAACAAUGUCCAACAAUUCCCUUUUUUGUGUAUUUAUUCAUCAGUAAAUUAAUAAACUCAUCAGUGAAGGCAACACUGCCAGACUAUUAGAAGUGAAAAACUGUAAUACUAUUCCACGACGGAAGAAAAAAAUAGCGCUUUUGUGAAACGGAGUCGUGACAGCUAUGUUACACAAUGUAACUAUGUACUGUUAUUGUAUAUAUGAGUGAUCAUUGUAAAUAAAUAGAAUGAUUACUCGGAUAA